Messenger RNA from Gambusia affinis (western mosquitofish), 1319 nucleotides. Its product is annotated as protein shisa-5-like. The record is from RefSeq and is a predicted model, not a curated record. The transcript has 5 exons. NCBI's taxonomy places the organism in Eukaryota, Metazoa, Chordata, Actinopteri, Cyprinodontiformes, Poeciliidae. Bases 101 to 532 code for a protein of 143 amino acids.
GCAGAGUCACUUCCUUGGUACAGUGCUUCAUGGCAUUUAUGAUCACAGGUGUUUGGUUCAGAGUUUUGUGUAUUUUCUGUGUGGCCGUGUUACCAGAUGUAUGAUGACUUCUCCCUUUCCCACUAUUAUGAUGGUAGGAUGCGUUAUUGCUUUCAUCCUCAUAUGCGUGUGUCUUAUCACCUGCUGUGUGGCUCCUUGUUGCUUGUGCUACAAAUGCAGAAAACAGCGCAACCAAAGACAGAUAGUGGAAAUAAACACUGUAGCCAACAUGCCCCAGCCUUACUACUCACCAUCUGGAUAUCAACCACAACCUCCAGCUUACCAGGCCGUGGCAGAAUAUGAGGGCUCCACUCUGCCCACCACCUCGCCACCGUCAUAUUGGGAUGCCAUUUCUACAGCGCAUUCAGCUCCUUUUGUGCCAGGACAUGCGAUGUAUCCUCUCACUUCUCCCAGUCAGCCUAGCGCACCUCCACUACCUUCAGAUGAACUUGCACAGCCCCCUUACAAUCCCUUAUACAGACCACAAUAUUGAUCUAAAAGUUUGCUACUCGAGCAAACUGUAUAUCUCAAAGACCUAGUUCAAUCAGUUUGGUAUUGUCAGUGUCACAAAAACUCACUAUAAGGUGUUAAAUUAUUACUGAUUUACCCAUCAAUGUUUGUGGAGAACUGAAUAUGUACUACUGCUUUAUUGGUGUGUGUGUGUUUGUGUAGCUGUUAUCUUUCUAGCAGACACUCUUAUGUAAAAUGUGAACAAAAGUCAGUUCACAUGCAAACAUUUUCUCAAUAGGAUCAAAUUUACAGUGUGUUCAUAUUCAUUUACCAUUUCUGCAGAAAAGUUCCAUUAGUUCUUGGUUUUUCUUUGUUAAUAUGUUCAGAUUUUGUUGCAAUAAAAGCAUUAUGGACACAAUAUCCAUAACGCUUUUAUACAUAUUUCUACAUGUAUAUAUAACAGAUAGAAAAUGUAUGUUUUAUAUAUAUUUGUUUAUUACUACAUAGCUCUCCUUUAGAUUUAAGAGUAAAUUGACAAUAAAAGUAUAUGCAAAACAAACAAAAACGCGUUUACCUGACAUGACUGGGAUUCCUAUAGUAACCCAGCAGAGGGCGCCUCUGACCCUUUUUUUUUUAACAAUAUUUUUUUCUAAACCCGUUUCUGCUUCCGGUUUUUCUCUUUUUUGUCCAGUUCAGCAAUGCAUUUUUGGGUGGGUGUUAAGUAUGUUUAUAGUCACAAGGUCUGCAUUGUUAUAUUUCUAUAUGGUUGUUAAAUAUUUGCAUAAACUCUGCAGAAGAUCAUGAGUAAACUUCUAUUUUUUUAAAAUAAA